AGAUAAGAGGCAGAAAGGCUGACGUAAGGUGGUGAAGUUCGGCUGGCAGACGCCUGCGCGGGGUCCGCUGGACGCAACGAGGGGGGAACUAGGAACGGGAGCAGCGAACCCCCAUCCAUCCAUCCAUCCGCCGCCAUCUUGGCUCAAGCCGCGGAUGAAGAGGACGGGUCCGGGCUCGUCCUCGCAGACCAUUCCGGCUCCGGGGGAUCCAGUUGCCGGGAGCACAGAGGGCGGAGCCUGGCGUCUCCGGGAGUCGGGGACGCAGCAGCCCGUCACAGCCAGCCAGCAUCGGAGCCGGAGCCACGGGCGGUCUGAGGUCUUGGCGCAGUGGGAGCCCCCCGCCGCUGACUGCCUGCUCCGACCCCGUGUGGGAGGCGCUCCUCGCGGAGAGAGAGCAUCCCCGCUCACCUGGAUGACCAUGGCGGACGACGACGUGCUGUUCGAGGAUGUCUACGAGCUGUGCGAGGUUAUUGGGAAGGGUCCCUUCAGCGUGGUGAGGCGCUGCAUCAACAGAGACACAGGCCAGCAGUUUGCUGUAAAGAUCGUUGAUGUGGCCAGCUUCACCUCCAGCCCUGGCCUCAGCACAGAGGAUCUGAAGCGAGAGGCCAGCAUCUGUCACAUGCUGAAACACCCCCACAUCGUCGAGUUACUGGAGACGUACAGCUCUGAUGGCAUGCUCUACAUGGUCUUUGAAUUUAUGGAUGGAGCAGACCUGUGUUUUGAAAUUGUGAAGCGAGCUGAUGCAGGGUUUGUCUACAGUGAAGCUGUGGCCAGCCACUAUAUGAGGCAGAUUUUGGAGGCACUAAGGUACUGCCACGACAACAAUGUGAUUCAUCGCGAUGUAAAGCCUCAUUGUGUCCUGUUGGCUUCAAAAGAGAACUCUGCUCCAGUGAAGCUGGGAGGGUUCGGCGUGGCCAUCCAGCUGGGAGAGUCUGGUUUAGUAGCUGGAGGUCGAGUGGGCACUCCUCACUUUAUGGCCCCAGAAGUGGUGAAGAGGGAGCCGUACGGCAAACCGGUGGAUGUGUGGGGGUGCGGCGUCAUCCUCUUCAUCCUCCUCUCUGGCUGCCUACCUUUCUAUGGCACCAAAGAGCGCCUGUUUGAGGCCAUCAUUAAAGGGAAAUACAAGAUGAACCCACGCCAGUGGGCCCACAUCUCAGAGAGCGCCAAGGACCUGGUGAGACGCAUGUUGAUGCUGGACCCCGCUGAGAGGAUCACAGUCUACGAGGCCCUGAACCACCCCUGGCUGAAGGAGAGGGACAGGUAUGCCUACAAGAUCCACCUGCCUGAAACAGUGGAACAGCUGCGCAAGUUCAAUGCCAGGAGGAAGUUAAAGGGAGCAGUGCUGGCUGCCGUUUCAAGCCACAAGUUUAAUUCCUACUACGGUGACCCUCCUGAGGAGCUCCAUGACUUCUCAGAUGACCCAACCUCCUCAGGACUGUUAGCUGCUGAAACAGGGGCAGUAUCACAGGUUUUGGACAGUCUAGAGGAGAUUCACGCGUUGACGGACUGCAGUGAGAAAGACAUGGACUUCCUGCACAGCGUGUUUCAAGAUCAGCACCUCCACACCCUGUUAGAUCUUUAUGACAAAAUCAACACCAGGUCUUCCCCUCAGAUAAGAAAUCCUCCCAGUGAUGGAGUGCAGAGAGCCAAAGAGGUACUGGAAACCAUCUCCUGUUACCCAGAGAACAUGGAGGCCAAGGAGCUCCGGAGGAUCCUCACACAGCCACACUUUAUGGCUCUGCUGCAGACCCACGACGUGGUAGCUCAUGAGGUGUACAGCGACGAGGCUCUCAGGGUGACCCCCCCACCCACCUCACCCUACCUGAACGGAGACUCCCCGGACAGCACCAACGGAGAGAUGGAUCUGGAGAAUGUGACCAGGGUGCGGCUGGUCCAGUUUCAGAAGAACACAGACGAGCCCAUGGGUAUUACUCUUAAAAUGAAUGACCUCAACCACUGUAUCGUUGCGCGCAUCAUGCACGGUGGAAUGAUCCACAGACAAGGGACUCUGCAUGUUGGAGAUGAGAUCCGGGAGAUAAAUGGCAUCAGUGUUGCUAAUCAGACGGUAGAGCAGCUCCAGAAGAUGCUGAGGGAGAUGAGGGGGAGCAUCACCUUCAAGAUUGUGCCCAGUUACCGGUCCCAGUCCAUGUCCUGUGAGAAAGAGUCACCGGAUUUGUCUCGACAGUCACCGGCGAAUGGCCACGCGAGUGUCACCAGCUCCAUCCUGGACCUGCCUUCCACCAUCCAGCCCAAAGGCCGGCAGAUCUCCAGACCUGCUUUCAAGGACAAAUUGUCCAUAAAGAUUUAUGUACGAGCUCAGUUUGAAUAUGAUCCAGCCAAAGAUGACCUCAUCCCCUGUAAGGAGGCGGGCAUUCGCUUCCGGGUAGGUGACAUCAUCCAGAUCAUCUCCAAAGACGACCACAACUGGUGGCAGGGAAAGCUGGAGAACACCAAGAACGGCACGGCGGGGCUCAUCCCGUCCCCCGAGCUGCAAGAGUGGCGUGUGGCGUGUAUAGCCAUGGAGAAGACCAAGCAGGAGCAGCAGGCCAGCUGUACCUGGUUUGGCAAGAAGAAGAAACAGUACAAAGACAAAUACCUGGCCAAGCACAAUGCAGUCUUUGACCAACUAGAUCUGGUGACGUAUGAGGAAGUUGUCAAACUGCCGUCGUUCAAGAGGAAAACGCUAGUUUUACUUGGUGCCCACGGCGUUGGAAGGAGACACAUCAAGAACACCCUCAUCGCCAAACAUCCUGACCGCUUCGCCUAUCCCAUCCCUCACACAACUCGGCCUCCUAAGAAGGAUGAGGAGAAUGGAAAGAACUACUUCUUUGUGUCCCAUGACCAGAUGAUGCAGGACAUCAGCAACAACGACUACCUGGAGUACGGCAGCCACGAGGACGCCAUGUACGGCACCAGGCUGGAGACUAUCAGGCAAAUCCAUGCUGACGUCAUGAUUGCCAUCCUGGACGUCGAGCCACAGGCACUAAAGAUCCUCAGGACAGCAGAGUUUGCUCCCUAUGUCGUCUUCAUUGCAGCUCCCACCAUCACCCCCGGCAUGACGGAGAUCCCAAAGUGGUGCAGGAAAGUGCCUGACGACUCUCUCCAGCGGCUCCAGAAGGAGUCGGAGAUGCUGCAGCGAACCUACGCCCACUACUUUGACCAGACCAUCAUCAACAACGAGAUCGACGACACCAUCCGCCUGCUGGAGGAGGCCGUGGACCUGGUCUCCACCACCCCCCAGUGGGUGCCCGUGUCCUGGGUCUACUGACACACAGAACUGCGCUCAUCACCGUGUACAUCCCAUGGAAUCUAGACUUUGUCCAGCUUGAGUUGCGUCUCUCAUCAGAAUCACGUUUCUGUAGAUGAACUUGUUGGAAAACAAGUACUGACUAAAGCCUCAUGACAGACUUCGUCCCGCCCCCGACCCCCUUUCUCCUCAACAGCCUCAAAGGCGUAUUGUUGUGUACAUAUAUACAUAUACGUGUAUAUAUAAAUGAUUAAAAAAAGUAAGUGAAUAUAGUUCUGUUGUCAAUAGCUGGCGGGAGGGAGGUGGCGAGGCGAUGUAGUGGAUAUUUUGUAACAUUCUUUUUUAAUUGAUGGGUGGAUGGAAGUGGAGGAAGGCAAUAGCAGGAUUGAUCAUGAAACAGUCUUGUGGCGUUGCCUGCGUGUCUGCGUGUGUCGACCUGAAGGCACUUCUCGUGGUACUCUGUCCUGUCCACUGCCCCCCCCGCUCUCCUCGGGCCCAACUAUGAAGCACAUCAGAAGCUGCUACAGUGGCGACAAAUUAACACCUUCAGCUCCAAAUGCAAGUUGGAGUGAAGAGAAAAGCACAGGAAACUUAGCAGUUUCAUCCUUCCGUUCCCUCAUCCAGCCCUUAUUUAUUUCAGUAGCCCUCAGUGCCUUUCAGUCUGUUGAAGGAGCACACUGCAUCCCUCUGAGUUGCCUGCUGCCCCCCCCCCCUCCCAACCCCCGAUGGUCUCUGUUUACAUCUGUUUGCACAAAGUGGACAAUGAAGAAAAACCUGUACAGCAUUUUGACAACUUGGUUUUCCUUAUAUCCUGCCCCCCCUCCCUCCCCGACCGUCUCCACCCAUCUCAUCCUGUACGACACGCGAGCCGGCGGGAACCACAACACGGUUCUGGGGACACGGUUGGCUGUGGAAAAGCACCGACACCACCACGAGAUACGGCUCAUGAACUCGAUAAAGAAAAAAGAAAAGAGAAACUGCCUUACCAGAGUCUCGGGGGGGAAGAAGUCUGCAACACCUAUGCACACCCCUGGUCGGGCCGGGCGGACCGCCACCACGUUUCCUUCUCUCCCCAACAAUGAGCCAUGCUUGUUGAAGCUGAGGUGAAUGUCUGUGUGGACGGGUAGGGCUUCAUGUAGGCGGAUGGAUGCCACCCCGGAGCCGCCGUCUCAGAACUGUUAACUGUUGUCUUUAAAAAUAUAAAGAGUAUUCCUGUUUCAGGAGGAGAGAAAAUAACAAUUGUGUGUGUAAAUGUUUCAGUGGUGCGUACGUCAUAAUGAGUGAAUUACCAAGAGCCAGUGUAUAUUAACCCUUAAAAGAAGCUCGGUAUGUGACAUAAUCUCAGACUUUACCACAAGUGGCACAACUCUACGACACCGACAGUUGCUUAAUAAAAUAAAACUACGAUUAACAUUUGAAACUGUGGUGUGGUUUUGCCACUUUGAGUAAAGCGUUUUAAUUUCCAGUCCUGUGUAAAUUACCUCUGCAACAGCGAAAGCAGCUCUUCUGUACGAAAUGUUGGUUUGUUUUUUUUGUUAUUUCAUUUUUAAAGAAAAUAUAUUUCCUUUUAUGUGUUUAAA
Messenger RNA from Cololabis saira (Pacific saury), 4827 nucleotides. Its product is annotated as peripheral plasma membrane protein CASK-like. Lineage: Eukaryota; Metazoa; Chordata; Actinopteri; Beloniformes; Belonidae. The record is from RefSeq and is a predicted model, not a curated record. Gene Ontology annotation, molecular function: signaling receptor binding; protein kinase activity; ATP binding. Gene Ontology annotation, biological process: regulation of neurotransmitter secretion; protein phosphorylation. The transcript is spliced from 30 exons. Gene Ontology annotation, cellular component: cell-cell junction; basolateral plasma membrane; plasma membrane. The coding region runs from base 155 to 3268 and encodes 1037 amino acids.